CAUCGUGUCCAAGCAAUCAAGCAUCUGGAGUGAGACUCAACAAGGCUGUACAUCAUCCAGGGCCACAUUGUUGGGCAAAUGACGCUGAAACCUGCUUGCCUUGUUACCUCAGCCAGAUGAACACAUACGCACUAGACUUUGUAAACAAGGCUUGGCAUUUGUGCUUGCUGCUCAUCUUAUGCUUUCACCUGGCAUUGGGUGGUGUUCCUGGUCCAUGCCGACACUCGAUAACACAGCAGCAUCUUCGGAGCCUUAAUCGCCUUAUUGACAAUCAGUUGGAUCAUGGGUGUUUUAUAAUUUAUCAGUUCACUGAACAUUUGAAUUUGAGUAAAGUCUGUUACGUCAAAGCAGCAAUCCCGCAAGUACUUGAGCUUCUGAGAACACAAUUCCAUUAUGCUAGGAACUCAGACAACAGAAGAUAUAUCAACACCCUCGAAAAGGCUAUCUACUAUCUUUACUCCCAAGGAUGUAUCUCUGAGAUAAAUGAAGAAAUUGAGGACAGUCCAUCAAGGUUGAUAAAGAUGGUGGAAACCUCACCAAAGGAAGCUCUGAAAAAAGUCCACCACGUCUUCCAGAUGUAUAUGAAACUGAUGACAUUAAGCGCUAAUCCAGUGGACUGGAACUGUCAAUCUGAAUAUGCUGCUGGAGGUUAUUUAAAUACCACACAAAUGACCAGCACUACAGGGGAAGCAGAUGGAGGCCACACACAUAGAUAGUACUCUCCAUUAUCUGGGUCUUCUCCUUGGAGCUUUGAGAACUUCUGCCAUUUAACAGGUUGAUUCACGAUCUGAAUACAUCAACCUUUCCCAAAAAGCUGCAUUUCUGAGCCCAUCACAAUUUGUUCUGUGUUCUGUGUGUUUUAAAAUAUUUCUAUUUCCUGUAUAUGGGCAUAUAGAAUAACAAUUCAUGGCCACUUUAUUGACCUUUGCAGAAUUCAUUGUACUUUUGUUUAUUAAUUUAAUGAUCAAAAGGAUAUCUCUCAAAGCUCUAUUUGUUGUUGUUUUUUUAAAACGUUUCUUUCUUCUGAUAAAAUACUCUUCAGCAACAGAAAAAAGGAAAAAAUUACAAACAUCAAUCUAUUGACUGGCAACCAGUUCAGGGUGUAUCCUGCCUCCUGCCAAAGCCAGCCGGUAUAGUCUUUCACACAUGCAACCUCAGUGAGGACAAGCACAGAGACUGAUGCAUGUAUCUUGUUUGAUCUGGACUGAGCCUCUUCCAUAUCUGACCGUAAUUUGAAUACAGUGUACAUUUUCUGGGACCACUGAGGGUUGGGCAUCGUUUGAAAUUGAACGAUUACGAUUCCACGUUUCGAUUCCGAUUCCGAACGAUUCUCGAUUCCGAUUCUUUUAAGGGGCAGGGUAAAAAAAAAAAAAAAAAAAAAAGAGGCAGGAUAAAAAAAUUGCGUAGUUUAUAUUAUUGUCUUAACUUUUCGAUUAUUUUUUUUAAUUAUAUAAACUUCUCACGGCUAUUUUUAACUUGUUUAUAAAUAUGAAGUUUCUUUCCAUAGGAGUGCACUUUCACAAAGAUGUUUAUUUUUCAUAAGCUCACGGAGAAAACAUUUACACGUAUUCUUUUUCCAUACAUUUACCUUAGCUGGGAGCUAUGACGAAGCAUUAGUAUAAAUUCUUCUAUUGAUUAAAAUUUGAUGAUUUUUUUUUUUAAAUACUGUUGAUUUUAACGGAGGCGGCAGCAUGCUACGUAAAGUACGUAGCUGCUUAUAUAGGCUAUAUAGAUGGCGAAGUCUACUGUUUUAAGAUAGUGGCUGUCUACUAACGCCGUCGAGACUGUCAUUUCGCAUUUAGUUCUAUAUGCAUGUGAUAUCUACGUAAUAAUACGACUUAUUCUCGUACUAUUCCAUCCAUCCAUCAUCUACUGCUUAAUCCGGUGUUCUGCCAGACCAGCAUACUUUAUCACAAUAGCAUACCCAUAUGUCAGUCUGGCAACUACGUAUACCGUGCGAGAUUACGUAAUCACAGUAGCAUUCUACUUAUGCUACAACGAUGUUCUGUUACAUGGGUCAUUUCAGAAUUUGAAGACAAUUUACGUCCUUUCCUUGACAGUUUAAAUUAUUUACACAAGACAACCGUUCUUUUUGUCAUCCUUUUGUGUUUUUAUUUUGGGCUAGCUGGCACAAUUGAUCAGAAAAGCAUUCCUACGUAUACUACAACAAUUUUUCAGUGAUUACCAGAGUAGCAUUCCUCUGUAUGCUACGACAAUGUUCUAAGAUAUGGAACAAUUGUACAUCAUGUGACAGCUGACGUAUACCUGCUACAACAACAAUAAUCAACGUUAGCUCCCUUUGGGUAUUGUUAUAAGUAACUCAAAAAAACAUGUAUACAAUAAGAUGUUGCAUGAAACCAUCGUUAAAAUCAUUAUUUUGCUUCCCCGUCGUCUCCGGUAUGCCACCACGAUGAAUGGAAAGCUAGUUCAUGUGCAGUUUCUUUCUACGCAUGCGCUGUAAUGCGAGGUAUGCUCAUAUGGUGGGCAUCCCGAGAUGUUGGAACACCGAGUUCAAUUCACAGGGACAGCAGAAGACAGACGUAAUUUAUUGUUUUACUUACCUGGUUCUGACGGCGCAGCGUGUCAAAUAUGCAGCACUCAGCUAUGCACUUGCCACACGGCACUUGUAUUCCAUGAAGCCGGAGGUGUUUAAUCAUAUUGGUCGUGCAGCCACUUUUGCAUGAUAUAAUUGUGUUGCAAAUGUUGCACUGA
This is a messenger RNA of Corythoichthys intestinalis (scribbled pipefish), 2712 nucleotides long. It is a transcript of the gene csf1a, whose product is annotated as colony stimulating factor 1a (macrophage). The record is from RefSeq and is a predicted model, not a curated record. Gene Ontology annotation, cellular component: membrane. Gene Ontology annotation, molecular function: growth factor activity; cytokine activity. NCBI's taxonomy places the organism in Eukaryota, Metazoa, Chordata, Actinopteri, Syngnathiformes, Syngnathidae. The transcript is spliced from 7 exons. The coding region runs from base 117 to 716 and encodes 199 amino acids.